AUGGCCUCCGCUAUUCCAACCAAAGCCGGCACCACCGUUCAGAAAGGCCUGCCAGACCUCAUCAUCGACAAGAUAACCAGCAGAGAAUACGUGCGCGGCAACUUCCUCGGCAAGGGUGGAUUCGCAAAAUGCUACGAGUUCACCGACAGAGCUACCAACAUAGUUUAUGCUGGCAAGGUGGUCUCCAAGGCACAUCUCGUAAAGGCACUUCAGAAGCAAAAGAUACACCAGGAGAUUCAAAUUCACAGGAGCCUCGAUCACAAGAACAUCGUCGGUUUCAACAGUUACUUCGAAGAUGAAAAGAAUGUAUACAUCAUCCUGGAGCUCUGCAACCGACGGAGUCUCAUGGAAAUGCACAGGCGUCGCAAGAUACUCACGGAGGCAGAAGCACGCUACUUUCUACACCAGCUUCUUCUUGCAUGCCACUACCUCGUGCAACAGAAGGUGAUUCACAGAGACCUGAAGCUGGGCAACCUUCUGCUGAAUGACAAGAUGGAACUCAAGGUGGGAGACUUUGGGCUCGCUAUCCGCUUGCAGUUUGAUGGCGAGAAGAGGAGGUCGCUCUGCGGCACGCCCAACUACGUAGCACCUGAAGUACUCUCGAAGAAGGGGCACAGCUUCGAGGUUGACAUCUGGUCUGUAGGAUGCAUCUUGUUCACCCUCCUUGUUGGUCAUCCGCCAUUUGAGACUCCCACCUUGAAAGAGACUUACGCCCGCAUAAAGAGGAACGAGUAUCGUGUGCCUUCGUCAGUGAGCUCUGCGGCCAGAAAACUCAUCAGGAAGCUGCUGCAGCCAGAUCCAGCAAGGCGACCAAACGUUGAAGCCAUUUUGGAGGAUGAAUUCAUGUUCAGUGGGCCCCUGCCAUCUCGUCUACCGACAUCUUGCCUAACGACGGAGCCCCGCAACGACACACUGAAUGCCAACCUGUCAGCGAAUAAUAGCCGCAAGCCUCUGCUGGAGUGCAAUGUGUGUUUAAAACUAGGCGCAAAGGUGACGCCCAUAAGAAGGAACACAAAAAAGGCAGCCAAGCCUGCGCAGUGCCUCGAACCCCAACAGUCUGCCCUACCAGGCAGCUCUCGGAGACCCGCCGCAGAGAACGCGGCCAGCGAAGGGGCUCCGCACAAGGCUCACCUCGCCGAGCUUCAGCGUCUGCUGACGUGCCUGGUCAACGCUCGUCCACCUCAGCUACGCUUCGAGCGUCCCGACGAGGCGGAGGAUCCGGCUUCCGUGCCAGUUUUCUGGCUCAGCAAGUGGCUAGACUACACUGACAAGUAUGGGCUGGGCUAUCAGCUGUGCGACAACAGCGUAGGCGUAGUCUACAACGACAACACCAAACUGAUUCUGCUGGGCAACGGCCAAAGCGUGACGUACGUCGACGAGGACUGCGUCGAGCACUACCACACCUUGCAACAGUAUCCACCAUCGCUGGAGAAGAAGAUCACACUGCUGAACUAUUUCUGUAAUUACAUGAAGCAGUACCUUCACACGACAGGGGCGGAUGUCAGCCCCAGGGAAUGUGACAAUCUGGUACGGCUGCCGUGCAUCCGUAGGUGGCUGAGAACGCCGUCAGCGAUGGCGUUCUACCUGACUAAUGGAACAUUGCAGAUAAACUUUUUCCGGGCCCACACGAAGCUCAUCUUGUGUCCACUGAUGGCAGCAGUGACGUACAUCGACGAAGACCGGGUUUUCCAUACGUACCGACUGGAGACUUUGCAUAACGGCUGCCCGCCCGAGCUAUUGACACGGCUAAAGUAUGCGCGGGAAGUCGUAGACCAGCUGGCCGACGUGCUCUCCUAGUCCAACCACCUUCCCAUCUUUGUUCGCUCCGUCCUGAGACCGAGAUUUCGUAGUUUCUUUUUUUUCUCAAUAUAACUU
Rhipicephalus microplus (southern cattle tick) is the source of this 1875-nucleotide messenger RNA. Its product is annotated as serine/threonine-protein kinase PLK1. Lineage: Eukaryota; Metazoa; Arthropoda; Arachnida; Ixodida; Ixodidae. Gene Ontology annotation, molecular function: ATP binding; protein binding; protein serine/threonine kinase activity. Gene Ontology annotation, cellular component: centrosome; spindle pole; nucleus. The record is from RefSeq and is a predicted model, not a curated record. Gene Ontology annotation, biological process: mitotic spindle organization; protein phosphorylation.